Molecule: messenger RNA, 10958 nt
Organism: Chironomus riparius
Lineage: Eukaryota; Metazoa; Arthropoda; Insecta; Diptera; Chironomidae
Source: the annotation of a GenBank genome assembly
AUCACCAGAUUCUCCGACGCAUAUAUUAAGGCAAAGCUUACGGAUCUUUAAAUCACGCAUAACAUUCUUGGAUUUAUCUUUAGUAGCUCCAGCUGGAGUUUCUACGACGGUCUAGAAUAAAAUAUUUUUCAUGGAUUAAAAAAUUUGUAGGCUCAACGUGUGUUUAUAUUGAACACAAAAAAUUUUAUCGUAAUUUUAGAGUUAUUUGACUUUUAAUUGUGGAAAUUUCAGUGUAAUCAACAACUUUAAUAGCUUGUCUCUUAAUUAAUCACCAAUUUAAUUAAUAACUUCUUUAAUAACUCUUAAAAUUUUAAUUUUUUGUUUUAAAUUUCACGAAAUCAAGACUUACAGCUUUCGCCAUUUUUACCGAAAAGACCGAAUCUUAUAAAAAUUGCUUAGUUGUCGACCCUGCACACAAGUGAGCUUUAAAGCUCAAACUUAAAUAUUCUCACCGCAAAAAAAUACAUAAAUUUUAAAUUAUUAAUGUUUCAAACGAUUUUUAAUACAAGUAAAUAUAAAAAUUAAGCUUAUUAUUUAUCAUAUUAAUGUUGUUAAGUAUGUUUAAUGUGGAUCUUUGAGCAUAAAAGAUAAUUGAAAAAAUACUAAUGCGGAGAAUGUUUUUUAUUGCAUUAAAAACGGUUCGAAUAGAAAUCAAGUCACCUCAGAAUAUAUUAAAACCUAGUGAAUAAUAAAGUUUAUAUGAUAAAUUAUACCGAGAAAAUGAGUUUAGAAACAGUCUAAACAGAUUAAUAAUUGUGCUAAGAGCAAUAAUAUACGAGGAAAUAUUAAAAUAAAUUGAAAGAAGUUUGAUAAAAUUCAAAAAAGUGUAAAUUUCAAGCGCGUCAAAGAGAAAGAGUGCAGUAUAAAAACUAUUAAAUGAAGAAAUAAACAAAAACUGACGGAAUAAUAGAUUUAUAUUUUGUUUUGUAAGUAUCCAAAUAAAUUAGAGUAAAAAAUGAGGGAGACAUCUGAUGAGUCUCCUGAAAUAUGGCAAGGAUGGAUAUUGGAUGCAAUAAGAAAAAUAAGAUCACAAAAACAGAGACCGAGUAUUCAGCGAAUAUGUCAAGCAAUCGGCAGUCAUCAUAAGUUUCAUGAGGACAUUGUUGCCGAAAAGUUGGAGCAGGCAGUAGAUGCUGGAGCAGUUAUUAAAGUUUAUAAUAAGGGACUCCACUCUUACAAAUCACCGACAACUUUAGCACAUAAGAAAGUCAUCAAAAUUGAUGGAAAUUCUGAUUUAUCUCGACUUGUUACAAAAGCUGUUCGCGUAUUAGGCGAAAGAGAUGGAUCUAAUUCCAAAAAUAUUGAAAAUUUUGUGCAAAAAGCCAACAACUUGCAAAUCACUGAUAACUUUGAUUUCAAAGUUAUCAUUAAAAAAGCUUUAAAAAUCGCAACAUCAAAAAAUAUGCUUUUGUGUGAUGGAAAAUUGUAUAAACUUGGCCCAAAUGCUGUAACAACAGCAACAGUUACUAAAAGAAGGCGAGCGUCAGGAACACCUUCAAAGAAACGCAAGUCUGAUAAUCAACAAGAUACAACCGACGAUUUUGAUGAUGAUGAUGAAGAUGAUGCUUUAACAUCACCACCACCCCCUUUAAAUGAGUCAUCGACUGAUCUCCGACGUAAACAAGCAUCAUGCUCGAUUUGUCUUGGUACAGAGCUGAAAAAUAGUGCAAAUCUUGCAGAAAACCUUUCAAAUUGUUCUGGCUGUAAAAAUAGUUUUGUACACUCAACAUGUAUUGGCUCAAACAAGCGAUCUCUUGAUCUAAAAAAAUUUAUCCAAAUCGGUAAUAAGUGGUAUUGUAAGGAAUGCCGGCGAUGUAACAAUUGUAAAUCCAAUACUGAAUUCUUGUUAAUUAAUUGUGGUAAAUGUAACAAAUGUUUUCAUCUAAAUUGCGAUGCAAACAAAAACUAUAAACUUCUUUGGAGGUGUUCUGAAUGUUCGAGUGAUAAAAAGUCGGAGAGUUUAGUGACACCUUUAAACAGCACAGAUCAGCAAACUAAAUUAAAAUCUGGAAAGCUCAAUAGAAACAAUAAAAAAGGAGAGGAUGUGUCAGAGGAAGCCUCAAAGUCAUCAAAACGAAAAUCUAGCUUACCUGAGUCUGCACAAAAACCAAGCACUUCUAAAGCCUUAGGUAGACCACGUGGACAUCCAAUAAAAGCAUUAACGCAAUCAAAAAAGGAAUUAAAUUUAUCGGAUGAGGAAAGCGACGAUAGCACUGAGAUAACUGGUAAAAAGACCAAAAUAAAUAGUUUAAGUUCUUUAAAGAAAGCAAAAAGUCAAGAAUCGUUUAAUAAUUCGAGCAAUGUUCGACUAAAUCAUGUCGAAAAAAAUAUUCAACAAUCUUUAAGUAAUACAUCACAUAGAAACUGGUCAUUUGAGCCCCACAAACAUGAUCAAAAUAUUAAAGAGAAUGCUGUCGCAUCUUUAGCUGAAAAUCAUCAGCAGCAAAGUAAUAGCAUUUUGGGUGUGUCAGAUCGUAUAUCAAAAGAAAAACAAAAGUUUUUUCGCUUCUCUGUUUUUAAUAUAGAAAGAAAAUCAAAAUGUGAAAUGAAAAAUUCAAAAAAAUUAUUGAAGCAACGGUUUGAUGAUAAUGCUACAAAUGAGCAAGCUCAAUUGUCAUCUAAAUCAUCUGGCCAAGAUAAAUAUGCAUUCACAUCUAACAGUGACUCGAGCUGUGAUACUAAAAUCAAACGUAAUAAGAUUAAAAACAAUAGUAAUAAUAGUAAUAGUAGACAACCCUUAAAAAUCUCAACAUCAAAAAAAAUGCAUAGUAAUACAAAUAAUAAUAAUAAUAAUAAUAAUUUAAAAGGACUUCAAACUCCCCAUAUAUCCUCAGAUGAAGAGUCCCAAUCUUCUUGUUGUUCAAGUGAUAAUGAAUCGUCAAGUGCUUCUUCCUCAUCAAGUGAUUCUUCAUCGGAUAGUGAUGACUCAAGUUUAAAUAAGGAGUUAAAUCCAUCGCCAUUCAUAGGUUCUAAUCAAUCGUUUAAAACCGACACAAUCAGUACGAUGAAUGUUUUUGCAUGUAUCAAUAGUAGAGAGCUUUUAAAUUCUAGUAAGAAAUCAAAUUGUUGGUCAUCAUUGCCAUUUGUGGAGAAUCAAAAAUUGGAUACUCUACAUACAUUGAAAAACACAUCCUCAUCGCGUUUCUUUGGAUUUUCAUCAUCGUCAACAACUAUUGGAAAUGAUAUUUGGGGAUUUGCGGCGGAAGCAAAGAAAACUACUAUAAAAGUUUUUAACACUGGCAGUGAAACAAGAUCUUCGGAAGACACUUAUUCUGACUAUAAAAAUAACAUUGUUAAAACAAAUAGUUCCUCUUCAAAUAUUCAUCCCCAAAACACAUUAUCAGCAGCAUUGCGUAAACGUCUUUUAAGAAAUCCAAAUGAAUAUUUUGUGAAAAGUCGUCGAACGACCACACUGAUGAAUAAUAAUUUUAUUGCUUCAAGUGAUGAAGAAGCAAAUCCUCUGUCUCCAAGUAAACUGUUUAAAAAAGCCGUAACAUACAAAAAAUUUGAUAUUUUAAGUAAUAAAUGUCUUUUAAUGGGUGCUAAUCAUGGACAAAAUGAUGCUAAAAAUUUAAAUACGUCUUAUGAAAUGGACAAUUCCAAUCAAUCGACAAAUAAAUGUUCUCAAUCGCCAUAUAAAUCAGAUAAUAAUCAGUUUGAUUUGGAUAAACCAGCCUUGCCGCCAGGAAUUUCACAAAAAGAUGCAGAUAUCUACAAGGAAGUGCGUGAAAAGGCAGCCAAACAACUUUUGGAGAUAACAAAGCCUAACAUGGCAAGUUCACCUUCAAAACUAAGCCCUGUGUCAUCUCAACAGUUACUCGAGCAAGAACGGUGUCCUGCUGCGAUAGAAUUUGGAAAGUAUGAAAUCGAAACCUGGUAUUCAAGUCCAUUUCCACAAGAGUAUGCUAGAUUGCCGAAAUUGUUCCUUUGUGAGUUUUGUCUAAAAUACACAAAAAGCAAGUCAGUGCUACAAAGACAUUUGAAUAAAUGCAACUGGAGAAAUCCGCCAGGCACAGAAAUUUAUAGAUGUGGUGACUUAUCAGUAUUUGAAGUCGAUGGAAAUGCAAACAAAAUUUAUUGUCAGAAUUUAUGUUUAUUGGCAAAACUGUUUUUAGAUCAUAAGACACUUUAUUAUGAUGUGGAGCCAUUUCUUUUUUACGUUUUGGCAAAGAGCGAUAGAAAAGGAUAUCAUUUGAUUGGAUAUUUUUCAAAAGAGAAACAUUGUCAACAAAAAUAUAAUGUCUCUUGUAUUAUGACAAUGCCAAACUACCAACGACAAGGUUAUGGGCGAUUUUUAAUAGACUUCAGCUAUUUACUUUCUAAAACUGAAGGAGCUCCAGGGACGCCAGAAAAACCACUAUCAGAUUUGGGACGAGUUUCGUAUCACGCAUAUUGGAAAUCAGUUAUUAUUGAAUAUUUGCACAACAAUCGAAUGAAUCCUAUUUCCAUCAAUAAUAUUUCUCUGCAAACUGGUCUACAACAUCAAGAUAUUGCUCAAGCUUUUCAUCUUUUAGGAUUUCUUAAAUACAGGAAAAAUACGGACAAUACAUAUAAUGUAAUGCUAUGUGUAAAUUGGAAGAAAGUUGAUACCUAUAUGGAGAAGAUCAAAUCAUCUAAAAGUAGAAUUUAUAUAGAUCCCGAAUGCUUAAGAUGGACUCCAUUGCUAAUGCAUUAUCAACCUUUACACAGAGAAUCAGACUCGGAAAGUCAGCUUAAUGAUUCACUACCAAACGUUGUUGAACACCCACCUGUAAUCGUUGAGAAGAAACAAUUAUCAGUUGUUGAAGCAUUACAAAGUUCGAAAAUAAGCGAAAUAAGAACCAUCAAACGUCGCCGUAAGAAUACAGCAUCUUUAAAACAGGCUAUUCUUAAUGAACAACUAAACGAAAUAAGAAAUUCUGCAAAAGAAAAGGAACAGGAACAACCUUUGAAUGAAAGUAUUAAUAAAAUUGAAGAAGAUGUUUCUAUGAAUGAUAGCUGUAUUGAAACUCCUGUAAUACAAACUCCAAAUGUAGAAUUAUCAAGAACAAGACGAAAAACACAGGGCAUUAAAAAUAAUGAAAUGUUUAUAACCACAACUACACAACAACUUGAAACUCCUAAACGUGGAAGAAAACGGAAAAAUUUGGAAACAGAAAGUGAUUUAAAAGAAACAUUGUUUAAAGAUGAAGAUGACAAAGAAGUAUCAAAAAUUGUAACCCGCAAGAGCUUAAAUAAAUCUUAUGAUUCUUUAGAUUAUGAAAAACAAUCAUGUAAAGUAAGCACGCCUACAAGGGGUUUAAAUGCAGCUACCAAUUCAAUGCCAAAGGAAGAUGAAAACGACAACAGUCAUAAUUUAAGAAGUAAUAUUCACAGUAAAGACAAACAGAUAACUAGGGAGGAAGUCAAAACUCCAGUCCCUAGUAUGCUUGAAAUUUUAAGACAGAAAACUGAUCAAAUUUCAAAAGCUAACAACUCAAUUGAAGAACCAAAACAUAAAAGAAGAAAACGUCAACAAAGUGAGAUUUCUCAAAAUGUGUCAAACAAAAUUACAAAUGAUAAGACGACCUCACAAAACAAGAAACAACAGACUUUGGAUGAAAUGUUUGGAACAGCAAAAACAAAAAUUACAACAGCUCCCAAACGAAUUGAAGAAGUAGAAGAAAAAGAAGUAUCUGGAAAAAUUUUGAAUACAGAAAAAACUAAUAAUCUAAAACAACCUACUAAUGAUGAGCAUAUAACAUCUUUUCCGAUGAGGCACAAACAAUUGGAUCUCAGUGAAUCAUCCGACAAUUCUUGUAUGGAAACGAAUGAUGAAGUUGAAAGAGAAAAAAUCAAAAAUAUAAGUUUACCUCCCAAAAAGGAUGAAUAUAUAAAAUCUCGAUUCUUAAAAACUAAAUUCAAAAGAGCAUCUAGUGAUACAAUUAAAUCUGCGCCAGAAAUUCCAAGCACGAGUGAAAAUAGCAAGGAUUUUAUAUCAAAAAAAUUGCGGGCCCAAUCAACUAGAACAUCCAGUGUUGAUUCAUUAUCCAUGAAGGAAAAGAAAAGACUUUCAAUAGAGGAACAACUCCGUAAAGAAAAUGCUAUAAUGGGCUGUGCGGUAAAGAUAGAAAAAUUACCAAUUGACUUUAGUAAAGAAUUAGAACUAGUGGAGAACCAAAAAGGUUUUACCAAAUCUUCUCAACCUGCGGAUGAUUUAGUUCAAAAAAAUUACGAAAAAGAAAUAGAGAACCCAAGCUUGAUGGACAACGAAAAACACAGUGAACAGAAUACAGACAAAGAAAAAGAGAAAGAAAAGUCAGUGACUUCUGCAGCCCCUAUUUUCCAAGCGAAUUUGAAAGAAAUUCAAGCUCCAAUACCAAAAGUUGAAACUCCACCAAAAGAAGUCAAAAACUACCAAGAAGCUAAGAUUUCAUCUAAAAAACAUAUUUUAUUAGAAAGUGCGAAUACUAAUAAGAAUAAGAAUGCUUCUAUAAAAUCUUCAACAGUAACGCCAGAAAAGGAAAAACCAGUUCUUUUAGAAGAAGUGAUACAUAAAGAGGUUGCAAAGCCAUCUUUAGAGCUAUCUGAAAACAAGGACGAAGAGGAAAAGGAAAAACAAGAGGAUUCGAAGAAAUCAUUGGAAGUUGAAAAGAAAAAUUUAUUAGAAGAAAAGGAACAACAAGUUUUGGAAAAACAACAAGUGGUUGAGAAGCAAUUGCCACCUGUUGCACCCGUUAAAAAACAAAUCAAACAAAAAUUAAUAGAUGAUCCUAAACCGACAUUAUCAGUUUCUAGUUUGGAUGAAAUAAAAAUUCCAAAUGAAUUGAUUUCAAUAAAACAAGACGUAAAGGAAAAACCCACUGAACCAGAGACUAAGAAAAUCAUGCAUGAAACUUUUCAAGAACAAGUUAUAAAAGUUAAUGAAGUUGUGCGACCUAAUGUAAUAAUCGAUAGUAAACAGAACAAAAAGGAAGCUGAAAAGAUAAUUUCUCCACAAAAAGAAGAUUUGACUACCAUUGUGAAAAGUGUAGAAAAUUCUGAUGAUAUAAAUAUCAAGACAAGUCCUAUUCAACAAAUAGAAACUGGUGUAAUAAAGCGAAACAGUGAAAAGGAAGAAAACAGCUGCAACAAAGAAUCAACUUUUCGAAAUGUCCAAAAAGAAGAAAAUCUGAAAAUUAAUAUGCUUGAAAAAGUUAGUAUAAAAUCAAGUGAAGAGUUUCGAUUAGAAAAUGAAAAUAAACCAUUAGAACCUCCUAAAAAUACAGUAGAAUUUUCUCCGAAAACUUCGAUUAUUAAUACAAAUGAGCCAAUUUUAAAAGAAAUGGAAAUAGAAGAAUUAAAACCAGUUAUACAACCUGAAAAAAUGCUCCCUACUAAUGUAGUAGGUAAAAUUGAAGAACCUUCACAAAAUCGCCCAAUCAUUAGUAAUGCAUCGACUAGUACAACAUGUAGUGUUCCAGCAGUAAAUAGUGCUUCAAAGAAAAAUGAAGCAAUGAUUAAAUCAAAAGAAAAGGUGUCAUCACAACCACAAGUUUCACAAAAUUCAAAAAACUUAUUAAACGAUUCAUCGAAGUUUCAUCUAGAAUCUUCUCAAAAUAAGCCACAAAUGCAACAUACAAAUAUAUCAAAUCAAGCUUCUGUUUUAAAUUCCACAGUACAAAGUGCAAAUAAUUUAAAUGCGCCAACAAAGGCUGAAAAGUCACAGUCAUCUAAGCAUUCUUCAACCAUUGAUAUUAAUAAAAUACAAUAUUCUUCGAUGAAUCAGUUUGCUAAUUAUUCAUCACCUUACUGGCCUCCAAUGGAACCAUCUUUUUAUGGAUAUGCGAAUAUUCCACAUCUGGAUCCUUCAAAUUCGAAAUCUCCAAACAAGUUCCAAAUUGACUUGACAACUAGUAUGGCUUACGCGAAUGCAAAUUUGACACAAAACCUCUAUUCAAAUGCUUUCCAUCCACAACAAUAUCAACAACAUGAGCAAUAUCAGCAACAGCAGCAACAACAAAGUUAUCAGUCUCAUCAUUUGCAAGCAUCUAGUCACAUGUCGCAGCAAAGUUUAUACAAUAAUGCCCAGAAUGCUGCAAACGUAAAUCUUAAAGAAAAAAAGAGUGAAAAGAAGUCUGAUAAACAUAAAUCAAAGUCAAAUGAAGACUCGAAAGCUUCGUUGAAGGAACAAAAUUUCCAGCAACAGAUUCAUUAUGACAUUUGUAGCACAUCAAACAAACAGCAUUCAAAUUAUCCGACAAAUCCAACUCCGAUAACAUCGUCCAAAGCAGUAAAAUCCUCAACAAAUGCCAAUAAUAAAACACAUGAGAAAAUUGUGGAUCACAGUUGUAUGAUAAAUACUGUAAAAAGUAAUUCUCCUCAAAACCAAUGCCACAUGAACAUGCAACAAGCUCAAGCACAACAGCUUAGUCAACAUUUAGCAAAAGGAAAUAGUUUGAAUAGUCAAUUAAUGUCAAUAAAUGUAAAUAAGAAUUACAAUAGUGAUGAUAUGCAGCAUAUUGAGGGAAAUACUGCAGGAAUUGUAUCAACAACAAACUCAAAUGAUAAUAUGCAGUCAUUAGGAGUUUACACUCCGGAUUCGACUACAAAUUCUGUGCACAGCUUACAUCAUUAUGGACAAUGUGAUUUGGAUGUCAAUCAAUUAGAAUUAGAAUCUCCUGCAAGUAUUUCAAGUGAUAUGGCAUCACAAAAUUCAGUUGAAAGUAUUCGACCACCAAGCGUCCUUUCUCAGCAAAUGCAACCACAAUAUAGUGAUUGCUCGAUGCAGCAGCAAAAUCAAAAUACAUUGCCAUCUCAUAUGAACAUAACAAACUCCGCUACAGCGAGUAGUCCUCAACAAACGUUACCUAACAAUCCAGUAAGUCAACAAGGAUUGCAAAAUGGAUCGAAUAACAGGAAAAUCAAUCAGAUGAGUCAAUCACGUAAUGCUAAUAAUGGAGCAAAUACAAAUACCAAUAAUAGCUCUUCAAAUAGUACUAACAGUAACAGCUCAGCAAAUGCAAGAGCUUCAACGCCUAAAAUUUCACGGAAUACAGCAACUCCAGGCAUACAACAACAAAGACAACGUGCAACUCCACCAAUUCAUGUAAAUCAACCAAUGAUUAGUCCCAUACAGCAUAAUUUGAAUCAACAACAACUUCAACAUAUUCAGAUGCAACAAGCUUAUCACCAAGGAAUGCAUCAAUCUGGUUAUUUAACACAACAAAUGAAUUCAUCGGGCAUCAGUAAUGGAAAUUAUAUUCAGGCUCAAUCACCGAAUUAUGGAAACAGUCAGUCAGUUAUCGCCCAACAUCGUUCAAUGCCUUCACAUUCGAACAUGAUACAUAAUUCACUGUCAAGUCCACAACAAAGAUUAGGGCCAUCACCAUCUGCAUCAUCAUGCGCAGUUUCGUCGUCAAAUUUUUAUGCACAAAUCCCUCAAACAUCAUCGAAUGCACAAAGUAAUCCUGCAUCUGUAACACCGCAACCGCAAAUGGAUCAGCAAUCAUGUCAACAACAAAAUCAAUUAAAUAUGGGAAAUGUUUCAAGUUUAACAAAACUUCAACAGCUCGCGAGUUUAGAUUCUCAGCAACAAGCAUGUAAUACACCACCAAGCGUCGUGCUUUGUAACACUCCGCCACCACACGUAUCAACAUCACAUUUAUUGAAUCAAAAUAGAAGUAUUUCUACACCUCCUCAAACAAUUGGAAGUUCUCAAAUGGCAUUACAAUAUAAAUUUUACAAUAUGAAUGUUCCACCAUCAAUUGGUCAGAACACGGGACGAAAUGCAAGAACUCCUGCACCACCAUCAGUUCAACAUCAUCACAUGUCAGCUGGAGCUAGUCGAGUAAGUCCAAACGUUACAGCAAUGAUGCAAUAUGGUUACAGAAUGUCGGGUCAGCAAACAUCUGGUUAUAUUACGAAUCCAAGUUUCAUAAAUAACGCUUCAGGUCAGAUUCCCGUGAUGCAAUCGCAUAGCUACCAAGACCCUGCAGCCAUUCAAAGGGCUCAACAAAAUACGAUGUAUUAUAAUCCAUACACAUUACCUCUAAACGGCACUUCAAUGAGAAGAUAGGAUAGAGGGGCUACUUAAAACAUGUUUAGCAUAAACAAAAAAAUAAUACACAAGUGUCCUUUUACUAUCAAACUUAUAAUUUUUAUUAUUAUCAUUUCUUUUACGUAUUCCAUUUUUCAUAAAAUUAACUGUAAGCAUAUUUUCCAAAGCAUAAAUGCAUUAUUUGAAGAUAACUUUCUCUUGAAAUCUGUAGCCAUAUCAAAAGAUUACGUUUACUUUCACAUAGUUUUUUACAACAAGUCUGUCACACUUAUAUUAUUUAAAUAUCUUGAACAAGCAUACCUAAUCCAUGAAACGAACUUAAGAUAGUAUAAUUUGAGGAAAAUGUGCUGAUUAUUAUAGCAAUGAUUUUUUAAGUAAACGUUUAAGCACUCUUUAUUGACCUGAAAAUUAGUUUAUCACAUUAUUUUAUAAAUUGACGAUUUUUAAUCAAGGAAAAAUGUUGAAAAUGAUGAAUUUAUGAUAAUGAUUAAAGUAUGAAUGGAGCAUAAUAAUUGUCACAUGAAUGUAUUUUCAAACCUUGUAACUCUGAUUUUAUCUGAAACAUAAAAGAAAAUUAUAAAGUUACGAUAAAGCUCUAGAGGAAUCAUGCGAAUCGAAAAUUUAUUAAUAUUCUACCAUCAGUUCUGCAAUUUCUCCUCUAUUCUUCUUGUCUUUUUUUAAAUGAAAUAAUACGCUUUUCCUGUUUUCUACACUAAUUUGUUUUUUGAUUUUGAUUUUUUAAAAAAGAAACUAGUAUUAAGUUUUGUUAAUUGUAUUCUUUUUCUUUAUAAAUGAGUUCAAAAUAUUUAAAAAUUAAUGGAAGCAUUAGUUUUGUUAUAACAAUAUUUAUUAUUUCAUUAGGGGUCUUCUUUAUUAGUAGGUAAUUUAUUAACAUAAAAUAAUUUAAACAAACAAACUGUAAAUAAAAGAUGAUAAAUCCUAAACCACAUAAUUAAUUAAA